AUGUAUCAGAUAGUGGCACCAUCGGAGCAUAUCCCCGGGGUCUCUAUUGGUAUCGCUUACUGGCUAGGCGGUACUCUAUUGGCCGUCAUGGAGUCUGUUGGUGCGAUCGAUACCCUCCUCAUGCUCUUGCCGAAGGACCCGAGUGGAGCCGUACUUCUGCCCGAGUCGGCGUCUUGGCUCGCUCCCUUCCUGACACCUUUACCUCUGUCGUUCGCCCUUCUGUUCGUGCAGUUUCUGACGGUAUUCUUUGGAGGCAUCGAGGCAGUCUCUAAGCUGGCGGUGCUUUUCAUAGUAACUGUUCUCGCAACGGUGGUCGCCUUUUUCGUGUCUCUAGCCGUCCCUGUCUUCUCCACAGGGGCGGACUAUCUAAGCGGCAACUUGUGGCCGCAAUAUUCGGCUGAUACCAAUUUCAGUUCGAUGCUGUCUCUCUUCUUCCCGUGCUUCACGGGUAUCUUAUCUGGAGCUAACCGUACUGAUGUCCUCAAGGACCCACCGACCAACCUCAAGAGGGGCACUUUUGGUGCUAUAUCCUUCUCGCUGGUCAUGUACUCCUUGUUCAUGCUCCUUUGGGCUUCGGCUGCCGACGCGGACGCACUACGGGGUGCUAUGGAUAACGGCUUGCUCUAUAAACUGCUGUUGCCGAACGCUCCAGUGGCAUUCGUGGGCGUGAUGAUCUCUUCGCUGUCUCAAAGCAUGCAGUGCCUGGUUGUUGCGCCGCGGCUGCUCUACUCGAUAGCAUCUGAUAAUCUCUUACCACCCCUCCGUUCCAUCGCCGUACUGAGCGGAAAAUCUCAGGAACCCCAUCGAGCUCUCAUAGUAACUAUGAUCCCAGCCUGCCUGGCCCUGGGCAUCCUGGGUUCCUCCCUGGACAGCAUCGCUCCGCUGUUAACUAUGUGCUUUUUACUCUGCUACGCUUGCAUCAACCUCAGCUGUCUCGUACAGACGGUCCUGAGCUCCGUGAACUGGCGUCCAGAGG
This is a messenger RNA of Perkinsus marinus ATCC 50983, 976 nucleotides long. RefSeq lists its product as hypothetical. The annotation marks the transcript as partial. Gene Ontology annotation, cellular component: membrane. NCBI's taxonomy places the organism in Eukaryota, Perkinsozoa, Perkinsida, Perkinsidae. The record is from RefSeq and is a predicted model, not a curated record. Gene Ontology annotation, biological process: transmembrane transport; monoatomic ion transport. Gene Ontology annotation, molecular function: chloride:monoatomic cation symporter activity. The transcript has 6 exons.